AUUUGAUAUGGGAAUUCUACAGAAAGAUAUUUGGUCAACGGACUGAACCGACAAGUUUUAGUGUGUGUCGUAGAACAACAAUGUGUUAUUGCUCUUGUUUAUCACGUCAAUUACUUUUGUUCCCCUACUUUAUUUACCCUGAACUGAUGCAGUACUUCAAUGGCAUGGCAAACACUUGAAUCUCUGAAUACUAAAUAUGAGGAAACAAUAGUAAACGGAUCAUUCUCAUUUUCAUCUUCGCACCAUAUCAUCAAGCCGUUUCGCUAUAGAAUCAUCUCUGAAAUCCAAAUAUAACACUGAUAAAACUGUAGUAUCGGGUGCAAAUUUAGCAUUUCAUUGUAGUGAAAUUCGAAAUGAUAACAACUUUGUGUUAUCUGAGAUGUAGAGAUAAUUAAAUUUGAACAUUUUGGUAAUCUUCAGGUGUAAAUAGACAAGAUAUUUGUUGCGUUUCUCUCAAUAAUAUGCAAGAUCAAGAUCGUUCAUCAUUACUAAGUGAAAACAGUCCAGCCAAUUAUGGCACAUUACAACGACCCUCAGCUGGCAGCACAAAAACAAUUAUCUAUUGCGUACACGGCAAUCCAAGCUCUGGAUGCUGUAAAGUAUUACAAAGUGAGGUACUGGACCUAGAUACUAAUGUAUCUGUAGAUACGAUAAGCUCAAAUGCAAAAGAAAACUUUCAUACAACAGAAUUACUUAUGAAACAUUGUCAUCAAAAUCAAGAAUCAGGAAUAGACAAAAAGGCAAGAAAUAGACUUUUAAUAGCCAGCGUAUUAUGUUUAGUAUUUAUGUUAGCAGAAAUAGUAGGUGGAUAUUUAUCGAAUAGUUUAGCCAUAGCGUCAGAUGCCGCCCAUCUAUUAACAGAUUUUGCCAGUUUUAUGAUAUCUUUGUUUUCAUUAUGGAUCGCAAGCAGACCUUCGACAAAAAAAAUGCACUUUGGUUGGUACAGAGCGGAGGUGAUAGGAGCCCUAACGUCGGUACUCAUGAUAUGGGUUGUAACCGCAAUUUUGCUGUAUAUUGCUUUUCUGAGACUGAUGAACAAUGAUUUCGACAUUGAUACGAAAAUUAUGUUGAUUACAUCAGGUCUUGGAGUGGUAGUUAAUCUUAUUAUGGGUUUGAGUCUACAUGAUCACGGACAUGGCCACAGUCAUUCCGACAAUCAUAGUCACAAGGUCAGUGCAGACAAUGGAAAAAAGCAAAAUAUAAAUGUCCGUGCAGCCCUUAUUCAUGUCAUUGGAGAUUUUUUACAAAGUUUAGGAGUAUUCAUAGCAGCUUUAGUGAUAUUCUUUAAGGAAGACUGGAAAAUAGUGGAUCCCAUUUGUACUUUCUUAUUUUCUGUACUGGUGGUUAUUACAACCUUCAAUAUUAUAAAAGAUGUUAUGCUUGUCCUUAUGGAAGGUGCACCCAGAGGAAUCGAUUUCAAAGAAGUCAUAAGUACGUUGAUGGAUACCCCUGGUGUGAAAAGAGUCCACAAUGUCAGAAUAUGGGCUUUGAGUUUGGAUAAGAUUGCCAUGUCUGCACAUAUAGCCAUAAAUCAAGGCACUGACCCCCAAACAAUAUUGGUAACGACUACGAAAAAUGUUCAGGAUAGAUAUAAUUUCUUCGAGAUGACAUUACAGAUUGAAGAAUUUCAGGAUAUCAUGGAAAAUUGUUGCCAAUGUAAAAACCCUGUAUAAGAUUUUGGAACAUACUAAUUUGAUUUGAAUUUUCUUAUGAUACCUUCAUCCAUUAUAUUCUUCUUUUGCUGAACGCUGUUAUUGACUGAUUAUAAAGUGUAGUUAUAAGAAACACAACUGCUCCAUUGAUUCAUAUGUGGAGAAUUUUUUAUGAGAGGAGCAAUGAUUCACGGAAAUUUUUUAUGUAUAAAUAUAUUUCCAGAAAUAUAAAAUAUAUAUUUUUGUGUA
Harmonia axyridis is the source of this 1901-nucleotide messenger RNA. RefSeq names its product zinc transporter 2-like. Gene Ontology annotation, cellular component: plasma membrane. NCBI's taxonomy places the organism in Eukaryota, Metazoa, Arthropoda, Insecta, Coleoptera, Coccinellidae. Gene Ontology annotation, molecular function: zinc ion transmembrane transporter activity. The record is from RefSeq and is a predicted model, not a curated record. The coding region runs from base 462 to 1673 and encodes 403 amino acids. The transcript has 7 exons. Gene Ontology annotation, biological process: zinc ion transmembrane transport; response to zinc ion.